Rotaria socialis is the source of this 726-nucleotide messenger RNA. NCBI's taxonomy places the organism in Eukaryota, Metazoa, Rotifera, Eurotatoria, Philodinida, Philodinidae. The record is from the annotation of a GenBank genome assembly.
AUGGCAACUCCAUCUCCAUCACCUAUUAAAAAUGAACUAGGAGACGAAUUGUAUUUCACUCAUGAACCACAUUCACCAAACACAUCUACAUAUGAUACAUCCCUUGAGAAUAUUAUGCCACCUCACACAGGUCAAGUGCUUUCAACAUCAUCAUCUAUUGAUGUUGAUGCGCCAGUUUCAUCAUCCAAUGAAACGACAUUUGAUCUUUUACAUGGUUUUUCAGCUCCAACACUACCCGUUUAUAUUAAUAUGGGCUUAAAUGAACAUGCCGAUGAUGUUCAGUUUGCUGGACGUACAACAAAUCAACAAUUAUCACAGUCAUUAGCAGCUAUCGACGUUGAUCAUACAGCAGUUCCGACAACCGUUCAAAGAUAUAGUCAACAUCAUCACCAUCAUUUUCCACAUCAUCAACAAAAUCGGAAUCGUUAUCCCUAUUUGCAAAGAUCAUUGAUUGCAAAAGCACAACAACGAGCAGAAGUUUCAACAACUAGCCCAAGUACUUUAUCCUAUUAUGAACAACGACCUGCUUUUCGACGUUCUUAUUUUGCUUUACGAAGACAAAGAAUACCUAGAGCUCCACCAAUGCCUAAACAUCUAUUUCCUGGUUAUAAACAAAACAGAACAUCAACAUCAACAACGGGACGUACCGGAGAUGAUAACGAAAAUGUAGAAGAAGAAGAAGGCAAGUUCAUGGUUCUUUUAAAUAAAUAUCAUUCGUUUCCAUGA